AUGGCCGGUGAGAAGCACCCGGGGUCUAGCCAGGAUGAUGACAUCAGCGAACUCUGCGAGGAUGAGUACUCAUUGACCGAGAAACGUUCAAGAAAUUGCACGGACACGAACCCAAUACUGCAAACCGCAGAUAUCUGCUUGAAGGAAACAUCAGAAAACAACUGCCCCUACCAAGGCCAGUAUCGACAUCAAAGUCGUGGGAAACAUACCGAACAAGCAGCUGGAACCCCGAAAGUAAACCCCAAUGUUGAUUUCUGUGGUGUAACUUGUACGGCCACCAAAGACGCCCAAAUUCCUCAAACUUUAUCACAUUUCAAAGGUAGCACUGAUGGCAAGCUGCUUUUGACGGGAUAUACUGAGCCGAGGUCCGUGCAGAAGAGACUCAUAGUGGAAACAAGACACCAAACCUCAUCUGGUGCCUCGAAAGGGAAGAUACGAAGAACGGAAUUCGAGAUCAAGUUAGUUUCCUGGCCGCGGCCAAUGAUUUUGCGACUCAAAAACAUCGCCUAUAUAUCACAGAUUCGUGUCAGUGCUAGGUGUAUUUGGGACACAUUGCUAGACGUACAAUAUCAGGAGUCAGCAACUGAAAUACUCUUUCGUUGGCUGAAGCGCGGCCCCCAGAUUGGGUCCAUGGAGCGUAUCCCGGAUACACCGAGCAACCUACCCUUAAAGAGAGCUUAA
Molecule: messenger RNA, 681 nt
Organism: Venustampulla echinocandica
Lineage: Eukaryota; Fungi; Ascomycota; Leotiomycetes; Helotiales; Pleuroascaceae
Exons: 2
Coding region: 1-681 (226 amino acids)
Source: RefSeq, a predicted model, not a curated record